Molecule: messenger RNA, 1630 nt
Organism: Xyrauchen texanus (razorback sucker)
Lineage: Eukaryota; Metazoa; Chordata; Actinopteri; Cypriniformes; Catostomidae
Product: probable U3 small nucleolar RNA-associated protein 11
Exons: 8
Coding region: 99-857 (252 amino acids)
Biological process (GO): rRNA processing
Cellular component (GO): nucleolus; small-subunit processome
Source: RefSeq, a predicted model, not a curated record
UCGUACCCACGUGAGUUCAGUGCUACACGUGAGUGUGGGGUUUACAGAACAUUUUCCUGCCAACUUUGCUGCUAGGUUGAUAUCACACAGUUACAACCAUGUCGUCUUUUCGAAAAGCCCUGAAGUCCAAACAACGAGACCACAAAGAGAGAUCACAGCUUGGUUUCAGGAAACACUUAGGACUUUUGGAGAAGAAGAAGGAUUACAAACUCCGUGCAAAUGAUUACCACCGGAAACAAAAGACCAUUAUGGCCUUGCGGAAGAAGGCCAUGGAGAAAAACCCAGAUGAAUUCCACUUUAAAAUGAUACACAACCAAUUAAAGGAUGGAGUUCACGUAAUAAAACCGAAGGAGGAAGAAAUGACAGAGGAACAGAAGAAGGUGAUGAGGACCCAGGACAUCAGAUAUGUUGAAAUGAAGAGAGUUUCAGAAAUGAAGAAAAUUGAAAGGUUGAAGUCUGAGCUCCACCUUCUUGAUGUUGACGAAGAAAAGAAAAAUAAACAUGUAUUUUUUUUGGAUUCAAAAAAAGAAGUGGAGGAUUUUGACCUGGCCACACACCUCAACACGGUGCCUGAAUUGGUGGACCGUGCGUAUAACAGACCCACAAUAGAAACCUUAGAAAACAAGAGCAUUUUGGGAGUAGUGGAGCCAGAAAGGCUAAAGAAACUAGCUAAACAGAGGAAAAAUCAGUACGAGGAGCUUUCACAGCGUAUUGACCGAGAAAAGAAGAUGUUUGUCAUUAGUCAAAAGAUCCAGACUAGGAAAGAUCUUCAGGACAAGGUUAAGAAAGUGAAAGUUCGUAAAGAGACCAGCACUGCUCCUGCCAUCUAUAAAUUUGAGGCCAGGAGGAAAAGAUGAUGGCUAAUGUCUUAAAAUCUAUACACUAAAGAUGCUUUCAUUCAGCUACUCCUUGUAUCUCCAGCCAAAUUCUACAAACUUCGUUGUUAUUGCUGUGAAAUGGGGGGGAAAACUUAACUGAUGACAGCUGCUGGUUGUCUCAACAGUUUGUACAUAUGUAUUGCAAUUUUUAGUUAAAUGCUUUGAAAUAAAAAAUUGUCUUAAGUUUUGUUGUAGAUUCUUGACAGUAUCAGUAGAUGGCACUAGCAUAUCUGAUCAAAUUUACAUCCACAUGGCAAAAUGAACAACACUGUCUUCUCUGGAUGAUGAACUGAUACAACUUCACCAUUCAGUUGCAUCUGUUGAUUAAGAGAAACUGUUGGAUCUUUUAUCCCACGGUCUUGCAAAACCUGGAAAUGCCAGGUAAUUUUAAAUGGUUAUUUCUAGAUCUGGAAAAAUCAUGAAAAGGAAUAAAAUCAUAUAAAAUUAUGGCAAUUUCUGUUGUGAAUGAAAAUGUUUCUAUUUAGAUUAUAUUAUCUUGUCUAAUAUAACUGGCUAGAAAUUGCUCUGUGAAUGCAAUCUCUAUAAAAUGGUUUUAAAAUCCUUAUCCAGUAAUCACAAAUGACUAAAAGAUGUGGAAAUAUAAUGAUGAGAAGGUGUGAACACAGAUCUUAAUAUUGCCCAUCAUAUUGAACAUGAAUAGUUUAUAGUUGUGGAUUAUUCACAUAUCAUUGUCAAAAGAAAAGACCAUAGCACACUGACGUGCUUGUAGUGUGCUGUCACAGACACAAUUA